Molecule: messenger RNA, 4213 nt
Organism: Diospyros lotus (date-plum)
Lineage: Eukaryota; Viridiplantae; Streptophyta; Magnoliopsida; Ericales; Ebenaceae
Product: scarecrow-like protein 21
Exons: 3
Coding region: 2440-4062 (540 amino acids)
Biological process (GO): regulation of DNA-templated transcription
Cellular component (GO): nucleus
Molecular function (GO): sequence-specific DNA binding; DNA-binding transcription factor activity
Source: RefSeq, a predicted model, not a curated record
AAGGAAGUUUAGGACCGCGGCGGCUUUUGAGGACGUUCCGGCUGCGGCUGAUCCGGGGAAUGUCGAGGUUACGUGGCAAAUCGUCGUUGGUGCGUUGGGUAAGCUCUGUUCUAUAUGCUCCUCUCGGAUGGCUGUGACCUUUCUUUUGGCCGGUGUUACGCCGUUCGUGGUUGCUGGGAUUGAAUUCAGCAAACGAAUAGUGGAUUUCUCCCUUGGCAAUCAUGGAAAAGGUUCUUUUCUGGUUAGAACUUUGAAGAAGAAUAUUGCAGUUGUGAACUAGUAAUUACUAAAGCAGCAGCUCCAUUCCAUUAAAAGGAAAAAAUACAUAUGUAAUUGCUUGCUUAACACGUACGGUUGGAUGGUUGGUCAUGAGUGAUGUCACCCCCUCUCUUUGUCGUUCUUCUGUUGAUGCAAGUCUAAUGCUAAGACUUUGAAUCCACCCAACUCUUGGCGUUUUGUCAGAGGAUCUAAAAGUCUUGAAUCAUGAUUGCCUUUGAAUUUUGAUUUCUCAACUUGAAUGAAUAUGUUUUCAUAUUGUUGAAAAAGAGGCAAAUGUGAAAUAUGGUAUUUGUUAUGUUAUUCUGUCACAUUAAAAAGUAAAAGGCAAUUUAUUUGUUCGACAGUAGCCUUGCAUCUGAUCAUCUGCAUGGUGGCAACGGGCUAAUAUUACAUGAAAUUAUAAAAACUACUCCAUAAAGCAAUUAAAAACUAUAAAGAUGUUUGUUAAUUUGAUAACUGUAUUUAUUUAUUUUUAUAAAAAUGACUUAUAUGUGCCACUGCACAUCUUAUUUUUUGGCAUAAAAGUUACUUAAAUAUGACACAUUGUAAUCAUUAUUAUAAUUUUUACUAAAGUUCUGCGCUGGUGAAUGUGUUGAGAGUAAAUCAUGUUCAUGAAGGGGCUUUCUGGUAAUUAUAACGUCACAAACAGGCAUGGCGUAAUAACAAUGGCAGGUGUGUGAUUCUAAUUAAGAAAGGGGCCACUUGGUCGUGAAUCUGCCCUUAAAAGUGGCCGCGAAUCUGCCCUUAAAUUUCAGAAGAAUUUGUUGGGUAGGUGACUUUGAACCCCAGACAGCGAAGUGAAGAGAUCACACUGAAACCUUGGAAUUCGAAGCAAGAGCAGGGCAGGAAAAGCUGAGCCUCAGGGCGGGAAGGGAAGGUAUCGUCAAAACCCAAACGCACCCAUCGAAUCUGAUUGAUUAGUUUUUUUUUGUGUUUCAUUUAUUUCCAGCUUGAUUGUAAAUUCCUCGGUCAGGAUUCUUCUGUUUGCUUAGCUGUGUUUGUUUUCAGUCUCAUUCGUGAUUUAUUAGGAUUGUGUUCUUUCUUGCUUGUUCAACUUUUGGGGCUCUUUCGGAAUUUCAGUGCCCUUUUCUCUAUGAAUAAUGGUAGUGGAAAAAGGAAAGGAAGCCGCUCUGUUCCCUAUCCAGGAAAGGUUCAAAUUCCAAUGUCUCUUUGGGCUCUGGGUUUGUUUUUUUAUUCUGAAAAUGGGUUGCUCUUUAGAUGCAAGAUAUGGUGUAUCUGUGUUCCCAGAUGUAUAUUCAUUGUGCAUUCAUGUGGCCUUGGCAAUUUAUGAACUGAUUUUAUCGCCCUCUACGAUCCUUUUGUCACAAUAAGUGAUGACAUAGAUAGAACUAGAUGCAUGUUCAUUCGAGUAGAAUCAGUAGACUUUUUUUUACUGGUUGUCUUGGUUGCCACUUGCUAAGGCCUUAAGAGUAAUUUCCAUGAGUUUCUCUUUUGCUUGUGAUGGAAUUUUUUUCUGUUAUUUUCUGAUUUCAUCUCUUGUGGAUGAGGGCGGAACAUCUAUAAGCUAUUGUUUCUGUCCUCUUGUGAUGACCAAGUUCAGUUCUUGCAGUCACAAGACCAGGGUUAUUUUCUAUAGACAAUAAUCUGAGUCCUAGAUCUCCAAUAUGUUACGUCUCUAAUCCAUGCAUGACCUAGGACUUACUGAUUACUAAAGUUUAACACUUUCUAAGGAAAGAAAAUUCAGAUGGUGAACUGAGGUUCCUCCUGGAUGACCUCCCCCCCCCUCUUUAAGUUGCUAUUUCAGAAGCAAAUCCGGUAUGCUCUUUCUUUAAUGAUCCUUAAGGAGCCUUUGAAACUAUUCUAGUCAGUCAGAGGAACUUCCCUCCUUUGGAUUCUCUUAACUGGAUUGAUAUUGGUGUUGUGGAAUUCCUUUUAAGCAUGGUCGGAUAUAUAUCAUUGUCGAGCUGAAUUUAAAUGAUCUUGUUAACUUCAGUGCAUAGGCAGUUGAGCUUUAAAAGAGAGUACUUCCAGAAGCUGGAUAUAGAAACAGAAAGGAGACAAUGGGUUGUGUGAUUAAUAAUGUAAUAGCCUAGUUUUGCUAAUAAACAGGCUAAGAUAAAUACAUUCCCCGCAGAAACAUUCCUGCUAGUGAUCUUGAUUGCUGUGGUUGUGGUGGAUCAAAGAAAAGGUCAUUCUCUAAUGAAGGCAUCUUCGAAACAAGGGAAUUCAGAUGCAUCCGGCAGGAUGUAUUACCAGCCCGUGCAAGAGGUUGAUUCUUAUACUUGGCAUCCCUCGCAGAAUGCGGAUGUCGGUUUAUCCUCUGAAGUCGGGGACUUUUGCGUUCAACCUCCUGAGCAACUAUGCACUUUUGAAUCAUCCGCCGCAACGGGUUGUUACCCUUUCCGAAAUUCUCCAUCCACUGGAAGCUUCUCACCUCUUGGAAGCCCUGUCUCAGCACCAGAUUCUGUGUCAUGUUCUGGUACAGGACAAUUCCCCCAUAAUACUGUUAGUUCAGCAGUAAGUGGGAUUUGCUUAACAGAUAAUGACAAUGAAUUUGGGCAGAAGCUAAGGGAGCUGGAGGCUGCUAUGCUGGGACCUGAUCCCAAUAUCCUUGAAGCACGUAAUAUAGCAAUCACGGGUGGACUUAAUCUGUUUUCACCCGAUACAAAGAAGUGGAAACAAGUUAUGGACAUUAGCAAAAGGAGCUUGAAAGAUGUGCUUAUUGCCUGUGCAAAAGCUGUAGCGGAUUCUGAUCUAUCAACAGCCGAAUUUUUAUUGUCAGAGUUGCGCCAAAUGGUAUCGGUUUCUGGUGAUCCAUUACAAAGAAUAGGAGCCUACAUGUUGGAAAGCAUUGUUGCAAGGUUGGCCUCCUCCGGGAAUUCCAUAUACAAAGCCCUAAAAUGUGAAGAGCCUGCCAGUUCUGAGCUCCUCUCAUAUAUGCACUUGCUUUAUGAAGUCUGCCCAUACUUCAAGUUUGGUUAUAUGUCUGCCAAUGGAGCAAUUGCUGGAGCCAUGAAAGACGAAAAAAGAAUUCACAUAAUUGAUUUUCAGAUUGCUCAGGGAACUCAGUGGAUCACCCUGAUUCAGGCCCUUGCAGCUCGGCCUGGAGGACCCCCUCAGAUCCGCAUCACGGGUGUUGAUGAUUCUACAUCGGCAUCUGCCAGGGGAGGAGGACUCGAUAUCAUUGGGAAAAGGUUGACAAGGUUUGCGGAGUCGUGUAAAGUGCCCUUCGAGUUCCAUGGCGUUCCCCUGUCAGGUUCUCAGGUUGAGAUUAAAGAUCUCAAGGUUCAGCCCGGGGAGCCACUGGCUGUGAAUUUUGCGUUUAUGCUGCACCACAUGCCGGAUGAGAAUGUGGGAAUUCAGAACCACCGGGACAGACUGUUAAGGUUAGUUAAGAACUUGUCUCCCAAACUUGUAACUCUUGUUGAGCAGGAAUCCGACACCUGCACUGCCUCAUUCCUUCCCCGAUUCAUCGAGACAUUGGACUACUACUUGGCUAUUUUCGAAUCAAUCGAUGAGACGCUCCCUCGGGGGCACAAGGAUCGGAUCAAUGUUGAACAGCAUUGUCUGGCUCGGGAGAUCGUCAACAUAAUCGCCUGCGAAGGGUCUGAGCGAGUAGAGCGCCACGAGCUGCUCGGGAAAUGGAGAUCAAGGUUCCUUAUGGCCGGUUUCAAGCCAUACCCAUUGAACUCCGUGGUGAAUGCUACGAUCAAGUCUCUUCUCAAGUACUACAGCGAAAGAUACAGGCUUGAAGAGAGAGAUGGGGCUCUCUAUCUGGGCUGGAUGAGUCGAGAUUUAGUCACCUCUUGCGCAUGGAGGUGAAACCCUAUUCUUGAAAAAAAAGCCUUGCUGGAAGUGCAGCCUCUUGUUUAAUCUACUCGCCUGACCCUGAUUCCAUGCAAGCUGUUUAAACUGAAUAGUACUCUCUUGAUUUGGCAGUUUUUGUUGGAGUACGUUGUCACUCUGUUCUUUC